This is a messenger RNA of Yamadazyma tenuis ATCC 10573, 1197 nucleotides long. The record is from RefSeq and is a predicted model, not a curated record. NCBI's taxonomy places the organism in Eukaryota, Fungi, Ascomycota, Pichiomycetes, Serinales, Debaryomycetaceae.
AUGCAUGGAAAGUCCAUCAAGUUUACACCCUACGAUUUGAAGUCCAAAGCCGCCAAGUACAAGAGAUGGUCGCCGAAAAUGGAUCAGUUCUUGAUCAAGCUCUUAUCAGAUGUGGUUCACAGUUAUGCCAAAGAGGAAAGACCUCAAUUGAACAAAAAGGCAUGGGCAUACAUAUGUAACCAACUCAGAAUCGCCAACCCUGAAACCGUGUAUGCCACGUACACCAAGUACUCAUGUCAGCAGCAUUUGAUUCAUGUGAUCCACAACCGGUACAAAUUGUGGUAUACUUUGAUGUUGCAUAGUAAAAAUGCAGACCCAAACGUGGGCUACUCAUUCAAAUGGAAUCCAAACUUGGGAAGUUUUCAGAUCAUUGUCACGGCAGACAACACAGUAAUAACCGAUGAGAGCAUCAUCAAGUCCAUAAUCUAUGGAGAGUCGUUGCCGUUACCACUGGUGGAAAAAUUUCCAAAGGGGAAUGUAGUGGUGAAUGAUUUCUUCCUUUCGGAUAAUUUUCUGUACAUGUCUGACUAUCACAAUGAAGUGUUGCCUAUGUUGAUAGAUUCAGAUCCGCUGUACAUGGAAGGGUUUGGGAGUAUCUAUAACGACAUUCCCAAGUUCAAAUACGAGGGUUUCAACACAGAUUAUCAAAAGCCGUUGCAGAUGAUAAGAGCUAAAAGAACACCCGAUAAGUAUAACGGCUCGAGCUCCAUUCCCGCCAGCGACAACUCCUCUACCAGCCACAAUCACACACACCCCAAUCUGUAUCAACAGUUGGUGUCGCAGUCGCACAACCAGCACCAUGGCCAUGGCCAUACUGCUUCCAACCAGGUGCCUGACUUAUCCUCACAUGAUGUUUCAAUGGAGAAAAGAAGCCUACACGGUGAUUUCGAAGGAGAUUUGUCGAGCACUGGCAUCGCAGAAUUUCACAGUCCCCAGGGAGUCCCAGGAGCGAAUGAUCCUCAAACCUACCAGAAGGACCGGCCUUGGUUCACCAAAUUGAUGGCUCUCCAUGAAAGUAAUCUCAUCACCAUCAACGAUUUUUUUACGGUUUUGGAAGGUGUGAGGGACAGCAGGUUUCCCUUGCCUUUACUCAACAUCUUGGAUCCUGGAGCCGGUGAGUCCAAACUUAGUGAUCGUGAGAUUGCCAAGAGAACUAAAAUGUACAUUAUCCCUCGGUGUGAGUCGUUCAAGCACUGA